CACGUAGUUCCAGCUUGCUAUUUUUUUUUACAGAACAAAAGAACGAAAAAUUAAGAAAUGGCGAAGUCAAAGAACCAUACAAAUCAUAAUCAAAGUAGAAAAGCUCAUCGCAAUGGUAUUCAAAAGCCAAAAAGAUAUAGGCACGAAUCUACUUUAGGUAUGGAUCUCAAAUUUUUACGCAAUCAGCGAUUUGCGAAGAAACAUAAUCUCAAACCUAAGGCACAAUUGAAGAAAGCUGCAGAGCGAAAGGCUGCUAAGGAAUCUAAGAAAUAGAUUUAUUGUAAUGAGGCGUUUUUAAUUUAAUAAAAACUUGUCA
Molecule: messenger RNA, 316 nt
Organism: Ceratosolen solmsi marchali
Lineage: Eukaryota; Metazoa; Arthropoda; Insecta; Hymenoptera; Agaonidae
Gene: RpL29
Product: ribosomal protein L29
Exons: 4
Coding region: 58-273 (71 amino acids)
Biological process (GO): cytoplasmic translation
Cellular component (GO): cytosolic large ribosomal subunit; ribosome
Molecular function (GO): structural constituent of ribosome
Source: RefSeq, a predicted model, not a curated record